Molecule: messenger RNA, 4153 nt
Organism: Acipenser ruthenus (sterlet)
Lineage: Eukaryota; Metazoa; Chordata; Actinopteri; Acipenseriformes; Acipenseridae
Product: ubiquitin carboxyl-terminal hydrolase 8-like
Exons: 20
Coding region: 223-3474 (1083 amino acids)
Biological process (GO): Ras protein signal transduction; endosome organization; protein K48-linked deubiquitination
Cellular component (GO): cytosol; extrinsic component of endosome membrane; dendritic spine
Molecular function (GO): cysteine-type deubiquitinase activity
Source: RefSeq, a predicted model, not a curated record
GAAUCUCCACCUCCUGACUCUAUGACGUCUAAGAGCUGUGUGUGAGUGACAGAAACGCAAAGGGGUUUUGUUCCGGAAAUCAGCUGCGCUACAAAAACACAGACUGACAACUUCUAAGUGUUGAGAAAUGCUGCGUGCGUGAUUUUUUUAAAAGUAACUCAGCCAUGAGCUAGUACAGGAGUAUGUGAAGUCAUUUUGUGCUGGCAGUUAAUAUUUGCAAACAUGCCAGGAGUGUCGUCAGGUGUGAAGGAGCUGUACCUUUCAUCCUCUUUGGGUGAGCUAAACAAGAAGGCUGAGAUUAGAGCAGACAAAAUCAAUACAAGAAGCUAUGUUCAGAGCGCAUGUAAAAUCUUUAAGACGGCAGAGGAGUGUCGUUUAGACAGAGAUGAAGAAAAGGCAUAUGUCCUGUAUAUGAAGUAUCUGUCUGUCUAUGAGCUUAUUAAAAAACGACCAGACUUCAAGCAACAGCAGGAAUAUUACCUCUCUAUCCUUGGACCAACAAGCUUUAAAAAGGCUAUCGAAGAAGCAGAGAAGCUGUCAGAUAGUCUUAAGCUCAGGUAUGAGGAAGCCGAAGUGCGCAAAAGGCUUGAAGAAAGAGAAAGGCAAGAAGAAAAGAAAAAACAGGAAAAAUUCAGAAAUGAGGAAGAGGACUCGGGGAAGAGUGCCUUGAAGGACUUGCCAGGUUUCAGGAAAGAAAAUAAGAAGAUAAAAGGGGAUCCAAUAGAUGCAAAGAAGGUAGAAAGUGAUACAACUAAAGGAGGAAUCACAGCUGAAAAACUCUUCAAAAUGCUGCAGGAUCCAAGAAUCAGUGUCAUUGUCAUGGAUGCAAGGAGUCAAAAUGAUUACCAAGAGUCACGAAUGCAAGUGUCUACCCAGAGCUGCAUCAGCGUUCCUGAAGAGGCUGUCAGUCCUGGAAUAACUGUAAACCUGAUUGAGGCCAAGUUGCCAGAGGAAUCCAAAGGGCAGUGGAAGCAGCGGGGGGUUGUGGAUUACAUCGUUAUGUUGGACUGGUUCAGCUCUGUGAAGGAUCUAAAGCUAGGGACAACUCUGCAGAGUCUAAAAGACGCCCUGUUUAAGUGGGACAGUCAGACUAUCUUACAGAGUGAGCCCUUCGUCUUGGAAGGAGGUUAUGAAAGCUGGCUUUUGUGUUAUCCCAUGUAUACAACCAAUGCUAAAGUCAUACUGCCCAGGCAAGAAAGGACUGAAACUAUCCCUGUGUCUUUGAACUUCAGCUAUCCAUCCUUGGAGGAGCCUCCUGCCCCUGUUACCCCAGAGCCAGAGCCCGAGCCGCAGCCAGAGCCCGAGCCAGAGCCCUCUCUGGAGCUGAAUGGAAUGAAAGGGUCUGUUGAAGCAGAGCUUCCGAAGGAAGACGUGGAAGAGCUGGAUGAGACCUCAAGAAUAAUCACUAAGCAGACUCCAUGGUCUCCUUCGGCUUCUGCUGCUAAACCUGUGAAUGUGUCAGCCAGGCAGCCUGCAGUGACGGCAAAGGUUAUUCCUCAGUUUGACCGCACAAAAAAGCCAUCGGUUAAAAUACCAGACAGUUCCAGACCAAACCAUGAAGCCACAGCCAAGGACCAACAGCCAGUUCCAAAUGGACCAGUCAUUCCAGACCGUUCAAUAAAGCCAUCGUUCGACAAGAAGAACCAGGAGGAGCAGCGGAGAGAUCAAGAGAGGCAAGAGCUGGAGCGGAGGAUGAAGGAAGAGGAGGAGGAGGAGAGGAAGUGGAGAGAGAAGCUGCAGGAGGAGAGAGAGAAGGAAGAAAGAGAGCGCAAACUCAAAGAAGAGGUGGAAAGGCUUGAUGCAGAAAAGGCAGAGCAGGACAAGGAGCACACUGGAGAUGCUCAGGAGAAGAGCUCUAGAGAAUCCUCUCCUGAUAUUACAACCAAUGAUGAGAACAAAGUUCCUUUGAAACAUAGUAAUGAAGUAGAGAAUGGGAGCCGAAAGACAAGAUUUAUAAAAGAUAAUACCGAAGAAGACAUUGAAAAACCGAAGCCCCAGCGAGAGCCAUUAACACGAGCAAGAAAUGAGGAGAUGGGGCGAAGUGUCCCGGGACUGCCAAAUGGGUGGAUGAAGUUUUUGGACACGGUGACUGGUACUUACCGUUACUAUCAUUCACCUACAAACAUGGUCCACUUGUACCUGCCUGAGAUGAGUAUAUCUGCGACUCCACCUGCUACUCCCCCCACCGCUAAACUAAAGCAGCCCCCCCAGGCAGAGCUGGACAGGGAGCACUCCAAGCUGAAACGCUCCUAUUCGUCCCCAGACAUCACCCAGGCCAUUCAGGAGGAGGGGAAGAAGAAAGUCCCUGUGAUACCCACCAUCAACCGGGAAACCAAGCCCCCAAGCCUCACUGACUACACUAAAACAGAAAUUGUUGUGCGACCCUCGGCAGCCAAGAUCCGUAACCUGAACCCUGUGUUCGGAGGCCUAGGGCCCGCUCUCACUGGGCUUCGAAAUCUCGGCAAUACCUGCUACAUGAACUCCAUCCUGCAGUGUCUGUGCAACACGCCCCGCAUGGCUGAAUACUUCCACAGGAACUAUUAUCAAGAUGAUAUUAACAGAUCCAAUUUUCUGGGACAUAAAGGUGAGGUAGCUGAUGAAUUUGGGGUAAUAAUGAAGGCACUGUGGUCAGGGCAGUAUAAAUUCAUAAGUGCUCGAGACUUCAAAAUCACCAUUGGGAAGAUCAACGACCAGUUUGCUGGCUAUGAUCAGCAGGAUUCACAGGAGCUGUUGCUUUUCCUGAUGGAUGGGCUCCAUGAAGAUCUGAAUAAAGCUGACAAUAGGAAGAGGUACAAAGAAGAAACCACUGACCACCAGGAUGACAACAAAGCAGCAGACCUUGCUUGGGAAAAACACAAGAGGCUCAACGAGUCCAUCAUUGUCGCUCUGUUCCAAGGCCAGUUCAAAUCCACAGUACAGUGUCUGACUUGCCAUAGAAAAUCAAGGACGUUCGAAGCUUUCAUGUAUUUAUCAUUGCCACUAGCAUCCUCAAACAAGUGUACACUGCAGGACUGCCUGAAGUUAUUCUCCAAAGAGGAGAAGCUGACAGACAAUAACAGAUUCUUUUGCAGUCACUGCAAAACUCACAGAGAUUCAACAAAGAAAAUAGAAAUCUGGAAACUCCCACCUAUUCUGUUAGUGCAUUUAAAACGAUUUUCAUAUGAAGGACGGUGGAAACAGAAGCUCCAGACUUCUGUAGACUUUCCUUUGGAAAACUUGGGCAUGUCCCAAUAUGUCAUUGGCCCAAAUAAUAACUUGAAAAAAUAUCACCUCUAUGGAGUAUCUAACCAUUAUGGAGGCUUGGAUGGAGGGCACUACACUGCCUACUGUAAGAAUGCUGUGAAGCAGCGGUGGUACAAGUUUGAUGACCAUGACGUGUCAGAACUUUCUGCAUCUUCAGUAAAGUCCUCGGCUGCUUAUAUCUUCUUCUACUCCUCACUGGACCACCGAGUGCCUGAAAUGGCUGCAUAUUAAAAAUGCAUGUCUUUCCUUGGAGAAUACCACCUCUCAGUAAAUCAUAAAUAGGACUGUUGCUUGAAUAACAGAUAGAGAGCUGUAGAAGUAUCAGUAUCAUACAAUCUAACAGCACUUCUCUUAAUAGAAAAUUCUGUACAAAACUUCAUUUAUGAACGGCAUUAGUGGGUUAGUAGAAGAAAGAAGAAACAAAAAAUGAAAGCAUAUUUAAUUUUACCACACCCCAGGUGAUGGAGCAUUUAUGCAACACAAAUUGUGUUCUUAAAAUAUUUUACAAAUAACUUUCAUAUUUUGAUUAUAUGGUAGCAUUACUGGAACUAAAUGGACACCCUAUAAAUGUUCUGUCUUUCGCAGUUUCAUUAUUGUGGCCUUUUUUUUUGUUUUGUUUUUUUCACAUAACUGACCUUAAGCUUUCCUAUACUGUGAAUAUGUUAGAAUGAACAGGUCAGAAUGUAAAUGUUUAUACUGAUCUGCAAAUUCUGCACAGUAAACCUACUUUUGUACAUAGUGGGGAAAAGAAAACUUGUAUUUAAGUGACCAACUUUGGCUGUGAAUGAGGGAGUUGCAUGUUCUAUGAAAUCCACUGCUGUACUUAAUCCUCCAAUACUUUUGCAUAGAGAAAUAUUAUUUUCAGCUAGCUUUUGCAAUAUUUGUGCAGAAUAAAUUUUACUUGCUCCUA